Molecule: messenger RNA, 1688 nt
Organism: Paramecium sonneborni
Lineage: Eukaryota; Ciliophora; Oligohymenophorea; Peniculida; Parameciidae
Source: the annotation of a GenBank genome assembly
AGAAAAUUUCAACAACUGAAUUUGACACUAUCUUAAUUGAUUUUUAUAUUGAGAUUAAAAGGAAAAGUUAUUCUCUAAUAUUAUUAGUCUGUAUAAUAAAGAAUUAGAUAAAAAAGUCGGUUGGUUUAAUCAGAAAUGAUUAGAGAUGUUUGUAAAAUUAAUAUUAAGCAUAAUUGAUUUAUAUAAAUAUGAUUUCUUAAGUUUAGGAUUUGUAUUAACUUAUUUACGACAAACUUGUAAAUAAAGAAUCUCUUGAGCCCUCCUUGCUCACUAGGCUACAUACUUAGAUCUUCUUGUAUAAUAUGGAGAAAAACUUUGAAUUGGAGGAAUUUUAUUAUGAUAUUCUUAGAAAGCAUAUCAAGAAUCAUUAUUCAAUCUAUCCUGAAUAACUGGAAAUACUAAUUAAUAUUGUUUAUUAUCUUGGUAUUUUCAUUAACUAAUAGUAACUAUUUACAAAGGCAUUUCAAAUUAUUAAAGAAAAUUUAAUUGAUAAUCAACCAAUCAUUUAGAAUUCAUUAUAUUUGCACAUCCUUUAAGCUUGUGGCUCUUAAAACAUAGGUUUAAAACAAGGUCAUUAAUUUCUUAACAUUGAUAUCAAUAAUGAAUAUUUUAAAUCACGAUUCCUUAAACCCUAUAUUGAUUCAAUAACCUAAAGAAUACCAAAAGAUAAUAUUAUAUAAUUCAUUAAGGAUGAAUAAUAAAAUAUCAAAAAUCUUCAUCCAGAAUCAGAGGAUUACAUCAUUUAUGAAUUAAAAUUAUUCAUUAUUUAGUAAUAACUCAAAACUAUCGAUUUUCAAAAUAAUUCUUAAGAAUUAUACGACUUAUUUUCUUUUCUUCAAAUUGAAGAUAAAUAUUAAUACAAUAUUAAGCAAAAGCUUUCUAAUAUGAUAGACAAAGAUAAUUCAAUAAAUCCUUUUUAUUAAUUAGCAAUACAAUAUAAGAGUUUUCUUUUGCAAUAACUUGAUUUAGACUUUAAUCAAUUUUUUUCAUUUUUUAAAUUGCAAUUAGAUAAUAUUAGAAAUUUUUAUUAAAAUUAAAAACAUAUGUUAAUUGUAUUAAAUGAAACAAUUGAAGAAUAUUUAAUAAAGCAUGAUUGUUUACAAUAUUUUCUUGAAACUCUUGAUGAAGAUAUUAGUUAUUUUUCAUAAUGUAUGAUAUCAUCAAUUGAUCAUUUUGUUAAUUUAAUGAUGGAAAUAUUAUUUAAAUUAGUAUCCCCUUAUAAGAACAAUUUCAACUUUUUUCUAUAAAUUGCAAAGAUAAAUAAAAUGUCUUAAUACCAUCAUAAAUUAGUAGAUAAAUUUAAAUUAAAAGAAUUAGAGAAAUAUUUUAGAAUAGCUUAAAAUUCUUAAAGACCUUUAUAUUUACCUUAACCAAAAUUUAUUUCCUAAAAUGCAGAAAUAAUCUAAGACAUUCCAUUUUAAUUAUAAAAAUAUUUACCAAAAGAAGAUAAAAAAAGAUUCGAAUUAUCUGUUUAUGGAUAUGCUGAAGUAUUAUAUAAAGAGAAUUACAGACUGGUACUUAAUACAAGACAAUUGGUUUCUCUGUAUCAAUUGAUAAACAAUAAUUUUAAAUAGGUUGAUGAAAAUAGUUUGGUUCUAUUUCAGAAAAUAGGUUUAAUAAAUGCAAAAGCAAAUAUAAAUAAUGACUGGAUACCAACUCAUAAAUGUUUGAUAUUAUUUAAUUGAGAG